Molecule: messenger RNA, 806 nt
Organism: Zychaea mexicana
Lineage: Eukaryota; Fungi; Mucoromycota; Mucoromycetes; Mucorales; Lichtheimiaceae
Product: PRELI-like family-domain-containing protein
Exons: 5
Coding region: 89-646 (185 amino acids)
Biological process (GO): phospholipid transport
Cellular component (GO): mitochondrial intermembrane space
Molecular function (GO): phosphatidic acid transfer activity
Source: RefSeq, a predicted model, not a curated record
UUUUUUUCUACUCUUUCAUUCAUAAAUUAUAAAGCACUUUUUUUUGAAUUUCUUUUUUACAUUCGUUCAUUAAAGGAAACAAACAGCUAUGGUCAAAUUCUAUCAACACAGUUUCAGCUACGAUCACCCUUGGCAGAACGUCACAUUGGCCUUCUGGCUCCGUUAUCCUAAUCCCUUUGCUGCUCAUGUAUUGGCAGUAGACGUCUUGGAUCGUUAUGUAGACGAACAAGGCGUGUUGCGAACCACUCGAUUAGUUCUCAAGAAGGGGAAAGCACCCAAGUGGUUUCCCAAAACUUUUCUGAAAAACUCAGAAGCCUUUGUGAUUGAAGAAUCUGAAGUCGACCCAAAGUCCAUGACGAUGGUUACACGCACCAAAAAUCUGAAUCACGUUAGAAUCAUGCAGGUUGUCGAGACACAAAAGUUCCAACCGGGAAGCGAAGAAAACACAACCCUCUGCAAGUCUGAAGCUUGCAUCGUCUCACGCUUUGGAUGGGGAAUGACCGGCAGGAUCGAAGGGUUUGGUCAGAGUAACUUUGCCGCAAACGCAUCCAAGGCACGAAAGGGGAUGCGCCAUAUCCUUCAAAUGAUCCGUGAAAAGCAAGCCGGCGGUCGAUUGCCAUUCUUCCAUACCCAACCUUCUUUGUAACAAAACAGAUUGUUUUCCUCUUCCAUUUUUGCUUUUUUGUUGUCGUUGUUGUUUUUAAUUCCUUUUCUGCUAACCUUCCAAAAUGAACACUGAUGUAAGCCAAUCUCCACACGCAUCUUGUACACCGCCGCCAUCAUGCACUUGGAAAAAAAAACCCCUC